AAGAAGAAGAAGAAGAAGAAGAAGUAGAAGAAGAAGAAGAACCGCGUGUGCGGGUUUGUUGUGGUUGCAGCCAGCAUGUCGUCUCCUCUGGAGGUUGUAGUGACCAGUGACUCCGGCUCUCAGCUGUGGAACAGCACCGUGUUCGACCUGUACAGCGGCUCCAGCCUGCUCUCGUACCGGGGAGGGAACAGCUCGGCCCGGACGCUGUCGCUGCUCCGCGGCGAGUUCCUGCUCUCUGGCCAGUUCGGAAAGAACUUCAUCAACGUCUGGGAGAUCCAGAGGAAGGAUCAGUUGCAGCAGAAGAUUGUGUGUCCAGGUGUGGUCACGUGUGUGACAGCUUCCCCUGACGGACUCUUCCUCGCUGCUGGAAUCGCGGAGGCCAUCUACCUGUGGGAGGUGUGCACAGGUAAACUGCUGUCUGUCCUCAGUCGUCACUAUCAGGAUGUCACCUGUCUGAAGUUCACUGACGACGGCAGCCAUUUUAUUUCUGGAGGAAAAGACAACCUGGCUCUGGUGUGGAGUCUGUGCAGUGUGAUACAGCUGGAUUUAAAUCACACCCCAGAUCCUCGUCAUGUCCUGUCUCGUCACUCUCUACCAAUCACAGACCUGCACUGCGGCCUGAUGGGCGCCCAGGCCAGAGUCGCCACUGCCUCCUUAGACCAGACUGUCAAGAUGUGGGAGCUGUCCUCAGGGGAGCUGCUCCUGUCCAUUCUGUUUGAUGUGGAGAUCAUGUCUGUGACCUUUGACCCCUGCGAGUACUUCCUGUUCUGUGGAGGAACUGAUGGAAACAUUUUCCAGGUGUCUCUGUGCAGCCAGAGUCUCAGUCGGGACAAAUCGUUUCAGUCCGACAACGAUGGAAACCAGGUCUUCAAAGGUCACAGGAACUUGGUGACAUGUCUCUCUGUGUCGAUGGACGGGACGCUCCUCGCCUCUGGGUCACAUGAUGAGACCGUCAGACUCUGGGAUGUUCAGAGUAAACAGAGCAUCCGCUGCCUUGCCCACAAAGGUCCAGUGACCAAUGUCCUCAUCACGGCGGCUCCAGCUAACAUGUUCCUACCUGACAGUCGACCCGCUGUUCCUCUGCCGCGCUUCAGCCGACACCUGCACACCUCCGAGGGCGACGGCGCGGAAUCAGGAGAAGUUUGUGUGCGACUCGCUCCCUGCAUACAGGAAGAGGAGGAGACAUUCCUGCAGAAAGCUGAUAGGCUGAGCACACUGAUGAACGCUGUGACUGACAAGUCGGUGUUCGGUGAUGGAGAAAACACAAAGGUUCGUGUCGCAGAGUUGGAAGAAGAAGUUCAGACUCUGAAGAAAAUCAACAAAGAUCUUUAUGACUUCUCGAGUCAACUGAUCACGAAACCCACAUAAACACAAAUGUGGAUGUCUGUUUAAAAAUAAAAACCUUUUUUUAACGUC
Molecule: messenger RNA, 1416 nt
Organism: Pleuronectes platessa (European plaice)
Lineage: Eukaryota; Metazoa; Chordata; Actinopteri; Pleuronectiformes; Pleuronectidae
Gene: wdr18
Product: WD repeat domain 18
Exons: 10
Coding region: 76-1368 (430 amino acids)
Biological process (GO): DNA-templated DNA replication; rRNA processing
Cellular component (GO): nuclear pre-replicative complex
Molecular function (GO): protein binding
Source: RefSeq, a predicted model, not a curated record